UGUCUCCUGAAGAAACACUCCAUGUUCUUUUGGGGACUAACCAUCCUCCAUCUGACUCCACCGGCGCAUUCAUACCCUCGCAACGUCAUCUUUGCCCUUCUCAUCUCAAGCGCUAAUGGAGGCUGCACCACUGACUCUUGCCCACACUCACGCUCGCAACGCCGCUGUAGAACAUAGGCGAAACAAUCCUGUGGCUGCCAGCGAGGAAUAUGACUUGGCCGCCGCAGAAUUUGCUGCUGCGGCUCGCGACUCGGCCGACCUCGAGGCUCGUCGACUCCUUUCUUUGAUGGAAGCCGAAAACAAGAAGCUAGGAGAGAUAUUAAGAACAAGUCAUGAGAAGCCUCGCGGCGCAGAUGAUGCGAGACCUUCACCUUCGCGUACCGAAUCGGCUCCCUCGACCACACCCUCUAUAUCCCAGCAAGAAUCCGGCCGGCCACCGUCACCCGAGACUACCAUACAUGCACCCAGACUCCCACGAGGCCUGAGACCCAACGCCCGCGAUCUAUCCUCGUCAAUCGCAAGCAAUCUUGCUUCUGCCAGAGGAAUUCCAAGCAGCCGCCAGAAAAGACCAACGCCUAUCUCUCCGCUGGUGUCAGCACAAAAUGCCGACGGACAAAUUACUCUAGAGGACACAAGAGCGCGUUCAGGAUCAAGACAGAGCUCGUAUACAGGCGAUGCUCCUUCAGCUUCGAACCAGUCCAGCUCACGACCACCAUGGGCACCACCCCUGCAGCCUGAGCCAGCCAAACCAAAUACCGGAGAGUCAAUCGACCAACACGCCUCAGACGCGCCCUUCCAACAAUUUUACUCCACCUUCGAAUCACUCAUAUCCAAGCUCAGUGCACCACUGGCGUUUGCCGGCCUGCCUCUGACUUCACCUGCUCCCAAAGCCGCCGUACCUCUAGAGCCGCCAUCGCCGAAAUUACCCCACGGGCCGUCUCGAGCAGUACCGGCAGCACCCUCCGUCGACUAUUCUCAACUUAUAUCCCGCGCGGCAUUGCGCGCUGUCUCCGGCACGUCUACCAAUCCCUCUGAAUCAUUCUACGUCGUUCCCACGACCGGUGGCACAAUCUCCUACGCCGAGAUUAUGAACCGCGCCGAACGCGAAGAAGGCCGUGUCCUACGCCACCACCGCCAGCCCUCGACCCUUUCCAAUAUCUCCGAAGACGACUUUGUCGACGCCCACAGCACCAUUCUGCCCAACACGAAUCGUCCUCGUGAAGGUGGUCCACCAAGCCGUUUCGCCCGGCGCGGCGCCUCAGAAGAGGCCAAAGUCAACGGCAAGACAAUGGAGGAACUCGCGCUCGAGAACCAAGCGCUCAAACACCUCUCUGACACGCUCUCACGGCGACUACAUGUGUUCGAAAUGUCCAGUCAGACUGCCAGUGCGGCAAUGGCGCAGAGCAUCCGCUCUUUGCACCGGAGUCCGCUGACAACACCGCUUCUGUCGCCGGAAAAUUCCCGCGGAAGGAACAGCGGCAAGGCUGUGGAAGCAGGUAUGGAUGAGGCUGUAGCCAAGAGGAUUGCAGAGUUGGAAGAGAUUCUGCGCAAGAGCGAUGCAAGGGCAAGGAAGAAGGAAGAUGAGAAUGCUAAGCUCAAGGAGACGAUCACAAAGUACAGAGACAAAUGGGAUAGUUUGAAGGCCGGGGCGAAGGCGAGGAGGGAGAGAGAAGGGAGAGCUGGGAAGAACGGAGAUAAAGGGACGUCAUCAGCGGCGAAAGGAGAAGUCGCGGCUGGCGGUGAUGAAGAUAUUCCCGAGGGCUGAGGUCGAUUCGAAUAGCAAAUGUUCAAGUCCUGCAUUACGACAUGACGAUUCUCCCAUUUCCAAAUGGUCGUGGAACCCAUAGCCUACCAAGGUAAACAGGCUUGGGAGUCAUGUCGGAGAUGAUUUAUGUGAACAUGAAGAUCUCAACAUCAUGGAACUGUUUCUAUUGAAGCAAUCAAUUGUCACAGCAUAUUACUACCACUAUGCGGGUAUGUCCCAUCUAUGCUCAACCACGCUGAUAUCAAAAAGAGACCAUAUCCUCUCCAAUCAAACCCCAGAUGUACGGUCG
Exophiala xenobiotica is the source of this 2054-nucleotide messenger RNA. RefSeq lists its product as uncharacterized. The record is from RefSeq and is a predicted model, not a curated record. Bases 116 to 1765 code for a protein of 549 amino acids. Lineage: Eukaryota; Fungi; Ascomycota; Eurotiomycetes; Chaetothyriales; Herpotrichiellaceae. The transcript is spliced from 2 exons.